This is a messenger RNA of Lodderomyces oxycetoniae, 1455 nucleotides long. Its product is annotated as putative serine/threonine protein kinase. The transcript has a single exon. Gene Ontology annotation, biological process: regulation of MAPK cascade; neuron projection morphogenesis; MAPK cascade. Gene Ontology annotation, molecular function: ATP binding; protein serine/threonine kinase activity. The coding region runs from base 1 to 1455 and encodes 484 amino acids. The record is from RefSeq and is a predicted model, not a curated record. Gene Ontology annotation, cellular component: cytoplasm. NCBI's taxonomy places the organism in Eukaryota, Fungi, Ascomycota, Pichiomycetes, Serinales, Debaryomycetaceae.
AUGGUGAAAGAGCCGAGACAACUUUCCAAGAUUUUGAAUGAUCGAGGAGCAAAUAAAGCUCAAGAUCAAAUUCCGUCUCCUCAAUCACCUUUUAAGUAUGGUAAUUUAAAGUGCAUUGGACGGGGAAAUUUUGGAGACGUAUAUAAGGCUAGUGACUUGACAUCCAAAUCGAAACAAUUAGUGGCUAUCAAAGUGACGAAUUUAGAUGACUCAUCAGAUGAUAUACAACAGAUUAUCAAUGAAAUCCAGUUUUUGUCAAAAUUGAGACACGUUAAUAUAAUUCGGUAUAUUGAGAGUUUUGCACAAAAUUACAACAUGUUUAUUGUAAUGGACUAUUGCGGCGGGGGUUCCUGUUCUGAUUUAUUGAAAUAUCAUAAGAAAUUAAAAGAUCAUAUAGUGAGCUACAUUAUUAAAGGUGUAUUACAAGGAUUAAGUUAUUUGCAUGGGCAGCAAACUGUGCAUCGUGAUGUCAAGGCUGCAAAUAUCUUGUUGACCGAGAAUGGAAUUAUUAAAUUAGCCGAUUUUGGGGUUAGCACUGAGCUAACAAUGACCAAGAGGAAGAAACACACAUUUGUUGGCACUCCAUUUUGGAUGGCACCAGAAGUUAUAACUAGAGGUGCAUCUUAUGGGAGAGUGAAAAAAAACGAAGGCUACGAUUACAAAGCUGAUAUCUGGUCCAUGGGGAUUACGACAAUCGAGCUAAUCAAUGGAGCACCUCCACUAGCAGAGCAUGACCCAUUAAAGAUUUUGUUUGAAAUUCCCAAGAAGAAACCGCCGAUUUUAAAGGGUUCCCAAUAUAGCGAGAAUAUCAAGGAUUUUGUUAAAUAUUGCUUGAUAAUGGAGGCGGACAAGAGACCAUCUUGCUCUACUUUAUUGCGUCACUAUUUCAUUACCAAACAGACUCAUCCUGAUGUACAAGCAGAAUUGGUGGAGUUGAUUGCUAGCAAGAAUGCUUACUUCAACACUAAAGUCUACUCCAAGCCCAGGCGCAAAUUGAACUGUGACGAGAUCGAUAGCGUUAAGGAUACUUCGGAGAAAUCUGCAGCUUAUCCUAGCAGUGUGUAUCCAAUAGAGUGGGAAUUCACUCCAACGAUGGGCAAGCAAAGAUGUGAGAGCGGCGAUAUAUCCCCCAUUUCCGAGCUGCUUGAAACAGAUGAAGGUGGUGGUAAUAAAGAGAAUAGAGAAUUAAAUCACAAAACGAUCAACAACAUUCCCAAUUCCGAAAUGGGCAAAAGAACACCAUUAGAGUUGAUUGACCUUCAUGCGGUAGUCAAAACCGAUAACAAGAGUACAAUACUAUUUCAUUGUCUAGAAAAAGUUCUUCGAAGAGGGAGAGAUAACGAAACUAAAAAGGGGGUGGAGAAUUUGAUUGAUAUGAUCUAUGAUUGUGAGCAAAAGCACCCAGGUUUAUGUCAUGCUUUAGUUGAGGAAAUUGAGAGGGCAAUUUGUAGAUGA